AUGGGUUACAAUAUAGCAAUGGUUACUGAUUUUUUCUACCCACAACCAGGUGGCGUGGAGUUCCAUGUGUAUCAUUUAUCUCAAAAGCUAAUUGACUUGGGUCAUUCAGUAAUUAUAAUAACUCACAAUUACAGUGGCAGAAACGGAAUAAGGUAUCUAACCAAUGGAUUGAAAGUUUAUUAUGUACCAUUCUGGGUACUCUACAGAUCUUCGGCUUUCCCCACGGUCUUCUCGGCUUUCCCGAUACUACGCAAUAUAUUUAUUCGAGAAAGUAUUGAUAUUAUACACGGACACGGAUCCUUGAGUACUUUUGGACACGAGGCAAUAUUCCACGGCAGAACUAUGGGAUUAAAAACAGUGUUCACCGAUCACUCAUUAUUUGGGUUCGCUGAUUUUGGUUCCAUUUGGGGUAAUAAGGUUUUGAAGUUUGCAAUCAGUGAUGUGGGUCAUGUUAUAUGUGUUAGUCAUACAUGUAAAGAAAACACAGUGUUGAGAGGUAGCAUUGAACCUUGGAAAGUAUCAGUGAUACCCAAUGCAGUUAUUUCAAAGGACUUUCAACCCGAUCCACUGAGUGACAGAAAAGGAAACAACAACGUGAUUACAAUUGUUGUAAUUACCAGACUUUUUCCAAAUAAAGGAGCCGAUUUAUUGACGGCUAUUAUACCAAGGAUAUGCCUUUCCAACCCGAAAGUCAAAUUCAUCAUUGCUGGCGAUGGUCCCAAAUUCUUGGAUUUGGAGCAAAUGCGAGAAAAGUAUUUUCUACAAGAAAGAGUAGAACUUAUUGGAGCAGUCAAGCACGAGGAAGUGAGAAAUGUGAUGAUCCAGGGCGAAAUAUAUUUACACCCUUCAUUGACAGAAGCAUUUGGAACUGUUAUUGUUGAGGCUGCAUCAUGCGGUCUAUACGUGGUCACAACAAAGGUUGGUGGUAUUCCCGAGGUAUUACCAUCUAAUAUGACCAGUUUUGCUGAGCCAGAGGAAGAUUCCCUAGUUGAGACAACGCUAGAUGCUAUAAACAAGAUACAAUCAGGUGAAAUGAACACGUCACAUUUUCACGAAAGCGUGUCGAAAAUGUAUAGUUGGAGUGAUAUAGCUCAUCGAACAGAGGCAGUUUAUGAUAGUUUGGACUUAGAUGAUUUAAAUGAAUCGUUGAUCAAUAAACUACUGAAAUUUUACUGUUGUGGUUUGAUAGCAGGAAAGUUAUUUGUGUUGAUGGUGAUUAUUGACAUAUUUAUAUACACGAUACUUGAAUGGUUGUACCCUAGAGAACACAUUGAUCUAGCAACCAAAUGGCCACAGCAAGGAAAGCAUAGAACAAUCAGGAGACGUUCUUGA
Messenger RNA from Lodderomyces orthopsilosis Co 90-125, 1332 nucleotides. RefSeq names its product phosphatidylinositol N-acetylglucosaminyltransferase (gene SPT14). Gene Ontology annotation, molecular function: phosphatidylinositol N-acetylglucosaminyltransferase activity. Gene Ontology annotation, cellular component: glycosylphosphatidylinositol-N-acetylglucosaminyltransferase (GPI-GnT) complex. The transcript has a single exon. Gene Ontology annotation, biological process: GPI anchor biosynthetic process. The record is from RefSeq and is a predicted model, not a curated record. NCBI's taxonomy places the organism in Eukaryota, Fungi, Ascomycota, Pichiomycetes, Serinales, Debaryomycetaceae. The coding region runs from base 1 to 1332 and encodes 443 amino acids.